UGUGACGGCCAUAUAGUACUACUCUCGCUCGGCUAAAGGACACAUCAGCAGCGCCGGCUGCUGCCUUUGCACGGCCGCCCGCCUGCCCCCUCGGGCCGCCCGCUUGCCUGCCUCCCUCCGCCCCGCCCGAGCGAGCCAGCUCUCUCUAGUUCAAGGGCACCGGGCCCGGCUGUGCUUGCCUUGCCCGCAAAGUUGCUCAUUUCAUAGUCUUCAGACGGGAUUGGUUUUCUGUUUUUUUUCCCCUUUUGGGGGGGGUAGUGUGUUGUCUUUUUUCCAUCCAAAAAGGAGCUCCCUCGAAUUCGGAAUUGGAUUGGUGGAACCCCCUCUUUUUGGGGUGCAUCCCCCCUGCGCCAAACCCCAUUUUGAUUCUUCUCCAAUCCCUUAAAAUUCUCACGGUGCGGAAAGUUCAGGUUUGCAUCUGACCUUGAGACCUCGUGGUAUAUGCUGGUGGGCAUCCCAGAAGCCCUGUUCUAGGAAUGGUGGAUCACUUGCUCCCGGUGGGGGAGUCUUUCUCAACCACCAAGUUCCCCAUUGGUUACCUGGGGGACAUGCCGGCUGGCGGGCGGGCAUACCACAUGCUGCCCUCUCCAUUGUCAGAAGAUGACAGUGACUCCUCAAGCUUCUGCUCCUGCUCCAGCCCUGACUCUCAGGUCCUAGGCUCCAGCUACGGGAGCACAUCGAGCAUCGAGGGCCAGGACAGCAUCUUAGACUACCUGCUGUCCCAGGCAACACUGGGGGGCAGUCCUGUGGCCUGGUGGGACUGGCGGCGGUGCCAGCCCAUGGUGAAAGAGGAACAUUUCCGGUUCCCGGACCCAGAAGACAUGGGGCCAUUCCAGCCCACCUUGGAGGAGAUUGAGGAGUUCUUGGAGGAAAACAUGGAUCUGGAGCUCAAGGAAGGGCCUGAGAAUGGGACCAAAGACCUUCGCGUUUGCAACCAGCUCUCUUCUGGGCAGCAUAAAGACCACAUCCUGCCGGGGGGCAUCUUGAAAGAAAGCAAAACCCCCCAGUCUGGCAGCUCAGUGGAAGGUGCCCACAGUUCAAAUAGUCCAACGGCCACAGAGGGCGGGAUCCCCGUCAUACUCCAGAUCCAACCCAUGCAGAUCAAACAAGAGUCAAGCACGGGUCCCAGUUCGCCGGGCCAGAGUGCGGACAACAUUAAAAUCGCCCAGCUCCUCGUCAACAUCCAGGGGCAAACCUUUGCGCUGGUGCCACAGAUUGUCCAGUCCUCCAACUUGAACUUGCCUUCCAAGUUUGUGCGGAUCGCCCCAGUCCCCAUUGCGGCCAAGCCCAUUGGGCCAGGUGGCAUGGUGCCGGGCCCCGCAGGGAUCCUAGUAGGCCAGAAGUUUCCAAAGAACCCAGCGGCGGAACUCAUUAAAAUGCACAAAUGUACUUUCCCUGGCUGUACGAAGAUGUAUACCAAGAGCAGCCACCUUAAGGCCCAUCUGCGGAGGCACACAGGCGAGAAGCCUUUUGCGUGCACGUGGCCUGGGUGUGGUUGGAGAUUUUCCCGGUCGGACGAACUCUCUCGACACAGACGCUCCCAUUCGGGUGUGAAGCCGUAUCAAUGUCCAGUCUGCGAAAAGAAGUUUGCCCGCAGCGACCACUUGUCCAAGCAUAUCAAGGUGCAUCGCUUCCCCCGGAGCAACCGCUCUGUGCGCUCCUCCGUGAACUGACCUGCCUCCCCCUGCCCUCUCCUCCCACCUCUUGGGCCGAGAACAGCUGACUCCAGCACUUUGUUCACCGUUUUUUAUAGCGAUAAUUUAUUUGUCUCCAUAACAGGGAACACUGUUAUCUGACACCACCACACAUGAAUGUUAGUGUCCUCCAAAUGGAAUUUGAGAAUGAAGCUUUUCUGCGGUUAUUAUUUUUAUGCCUGCUCUUCUCCCCCCCCCCACCUUCACCCCCCUCCCCCUUUCAUGUCUUUGCUGCCGCUUCUUCCCUCGGAAAUUACAGUGUUUUAUUUUAAGCUGUUUUCUUCGGCACAAGGAAAAUUUAUGGGCUCCUUGUAGCUAGUUAAUUACAGUUCUGGCAUUCCUGUGGGCUUUGCUCAUAAACAGGGCUAUUCAUUGUGAGUUUUUAUUAAGCUGGGCCUAUUUGUCCAGUUUGGAUAUAGCAAAUUCCUUUUGGAAAACGAAAACAAGUCCUUUGUGUCCCUAUGGUCACUGCCAAGGGCUCUGGUGGGGGAGGGGAGGGAUGGAAGGAGGUUUUCAGAAACCCCUGUUUCUUCUUAUGGGCCCGUACCUCCUACUUAAUCUGUCCUGAUUCAAGAAGCUUUAAAAACAAAGUUGAGAUUUCAGCUGUUUCCCCCCAUCUGGAACUGACAGAAUGCUAUUUCCAAAGGAUGUAUCCCACAGAAGCCAAGAAUUCAGGAAGGAAUCAGUGAAAGUAGGUCAAAGGUCAUUUCUUUCAUAUCUCAUUGUUGGUCAUGGAUUGUGGGCAGGAAGGGACCCUAAAGUCCUUCUAGGCCACCCCCACCCCUAUUUUACAGAUGAGGAAAUAGGCAAGCAAAGAUGAAGUAAUUCGUCCAUGGUCACACUUCGAAUAAAUGUCUAAGACAGGAUUUGAACAGAGGUCCUACUGAAGUCUAGCACUCUUCCCCUGCCCCCACACUGCCUGUACCACUACAGAGGCUAGCUAUCCUAUUUUCCGUGGAUUUUGUUUUCGAAGGGGCCCAGUCCCCUAGCCUGGUCUGCAACCCAGUAGAGUAUAUAGUGUUUGAGAUGCCUGGAGCAUGCCUGUGGGGGAAGGUGGCAUGGGUGCUCAUGGGCCCACCUCCAUCCUGAAGAGGGCCAUUCUCCAGGUGAGCCCCACUUAGGUAUGGCAGAUAUUGGCUUUCAUGAUGCUCUUUUACGGUCCCAGCAGCCCCCUGAGCCUCAGUGGGUAAGAAGAAAACUUUAAAAAAAUAAAUGAAUAAAUAAAACAAAUCAUUGUAGAUUCCUGUUGAUGGGUGCUUUAUCAUGCAAGCCUCUGUGUGUGUGUGUGUGUGUGUGUGUGUGUGUGUGUGUGUAUUAGGGAGAGAGAGAGAAUAUGAGAGAGAGAGAGAUAGAUCUGUGUUUUAAUGUAAGAAACAGUAGAAUCAAAUAGAACUCAGUAGUCAGAGAAAAUGGGAUAGGGGCUAUCUUUACUAAGACGCUGCUGUUCAGAGAAAACUAUCAGUUGGCUUUCUUUCAUCUCUCUGUGUCCCGGACAAAUCCCAAAUAAAACACUGCAAUUCUAGCAUUAGAGCAUUAUCAAAAUGAAGCACAUGCUGUAUGUAAGAGCGCCCUGUACUACCUUAGGCUAGUGAUGCAUUCCUUCUGUUCUCUAGAAAUUAACAUACAAUGAACUAGCUCGUAUUGACUGGUUUAUCUCACAUCCUAUGAAUGUAUGUAAAUAAACUGUACAUAGAGGCAUCUAUAUAAAAUAUCUUUUAAUAACAUAUCAAAAUUUGUGUAAAUUUGAAAUAAAAAAAAUCUAUGAAGCCAGUGUAUAUAAGUUACAAUUCUGUAUAUUUUCUUUUGUCCUUCAUAAAAUAUAUUUACUUUGCCAAUAAAAAGAAAAAAGGAAAUUUUAAAUA
Phascolarctos cinereus (koala) is the source of this 3556-nucleotide messenger RNA. It is a transcript of the gene KLF15, whose product is annotated as KLF transcription factor 15. Gene Ontology annotation, biological process: regulation of transcription by RNA polymerase II. The record is from RefSeq and is a predicted model, not a curated record. Gene Ontology annotation, molecular function: DNA-binding transcription factor activity, RNA polymerase II-specific; RNA polymerase II cis-regulatory region sequence-specific DNA binding. Lineage: Eukaryota; Metazoa; Chordata; Mammalia; Diprotodontia; Phascolarctidae.